This is a messenger RNA of Ciona intestinalis (vase tunicate), 2516 nucleotides long. Lineage: Eukaryota; Metazoa; Chordata; Ascidiacea; Phlebobranchia; Cionidae. The record is from RefSeq and is a predicted model, not a curated record.
AUCGUAGAGAAAAGAGGACGAGCUGGUUCUAUUUAAAUACAAAGCAAGUCGAAAGUGUUGGCAGCCAGUGUAUGAAGUAAGGAUCAACUGUCUUAUAGUAGGUUAAGGUUGUUUGAGUGCUAAGUAAAAUUGUAUAAUUGGACAUGGAGAUUAGACAGACAUCGACUUAUUUUGUUGCUUUCCGCCUGGUUUUGACGGCCCUGAUAGCCGCAGAAUUCGUCUCAAGCAACCGAUCUUACAAACUGCCAACAAGCAAAUACGACCGACGGCUACCAAGCGAUCCUAUUUUCGAUGAAGACGACAACAGAUGCGAGCCUAUUCAAAUUAAAAUGUGCCAAGGACUCGGCUACAACGCAACCCGAAUGCCGAACAGAUUCGGCCAAUACAGGCAAACUGAAGCCGGGAUAGAACUAAACUCCUACCAAGUUCUUCUACAAUAUAAUUGCUCCAGUGAGCUACCGAUGUUCCUUUGUGCUGCAUUUUUACCAAUGUGCGAGCCCGGGUUAGAACGCACUAUAGGCCCUUGCGAAGGAAUGUGUCUUUCCAUAAAGAAACUUUGCCUACCAGCACUCAAGUCCUUUGGCUAUCCAUGGCCGGAAAUACUGAAUUGUUCCAAUUUUCCGAAAGACAACAAACAGAACAUGAUGUGUAUGACAGGCACUCACCCGCAUGUGAAAGACGAACAGCCUCUUAUUCGACCGACGAAGAUAAAACGAAGCUAUUGCAGACAGCCACAAAUAAGCCUCCAAUCCAACGAAGGCUGUGGGUGGAGGUGCGGAUACCAACAGGGAAUGUUCUCAACAGAAGAUAAAGAGUUCGCUGAUCUAUGGAUGGGAGUUUGCUCUGGAGUUUGUUUCAUCAGCACUGUCUUCACAGUGCUAACGUUCCUUAUAGAUGCGUCCAGGUUCAGGUACCCUGAGAGGCCCAUUAUCUUAAUAGCUAUGUGCUACAACAUUUACAGUAUACCGUAUAUACUACGAUUGUUGGUUGGGCGAAACAAUAUUUCCUGCCAGAGAAACACAGAAGGGGAAAUGUUUCUGAUAAAGGAGGGCUUGGGUAACACUGGGUGUACCGUUGUAUUUCUCUUGUCUUAUUUCUUCGGUAUGGCUAGUUACUUAUGGUGGGUCAUCUUGACUUUGACUUGGUUCUUGGCAGCAGGAAUGAAGUGGUCACACGAGGCGAUAGAGAGGCAUAGUUCAUAUUUUCACUUGGUGGCGUGGUCGAUCCCAUCGAUCAAAAUCGUCAUCAUCCUGAUAUUACGUCAUGUGGACGGAGACGAAUUAACUGGUAUGUGUUACGUUGGUAACCAAGAUAUGAACGCACUGACUGGCUUUGUUCUGGCUCCACUGUUCACUUAUCUGGUUAUCGGGACGUCUUUCUUACUGGCUGGUUUCUUCAGUUUGUUCAGGAUAAAAUCCUACAUGGAAAAAGAAGGGAGUAAAACCGAUAAACUGGAACGGCUAAUGGUCAAAAUCGGAGUCUUCUCUGUCUUGCAUAUUGUGCCUGCGUCGAUUGUGAUUGGCUGUUAUUUUUACGAGCACGCAGUGAGAAGGCUCUGGGCACAGAAUCGAAACGUCACACCAAGUGCUACGAUCUAUUUUCUCCGGAUUCUAAUGCAGCUCGUCAUUGGAGUGUUUACAGGAUUCUGGGUGUGGUCCAAAAAGAGCAUGCAGUCAUGGCGACAAUGUUCCCACUCUGUUCUAGCGCUUUCGCCAAAACAUCAAUUGAAACAAACAAUUGACAAUCGCGCAACCUGUGUUACGUCACAACACAAACUACCCGACGUCAUCACCCCUCAAGAAUGCAUACCCACACAUUGUCCGCAUACUGGACACCCUCUUUUUGUCGCAAUGCCGACAUCUAGCGGCGGAGCAUUUUCACGCACGUACAGGUUCGAAGGCAAGAUACAGGAACCUUUGUUGUUGAGUAACAAUCGGGUUGAAGGUAUCCCGUGAAAUGUGUUACCAGGAAACUACUUUCCGUUGCCGCCUGGCGGAUUCAAAAUAUCUUCAAAGAUGCAGAAGUUCUUCAAAGUCGCUUUGCAGUUUUGUUUCUUUCUUCAAGAGUCCAAAUGCGAGACAAUGCAGUUAUAAAACUAUUGACCCGGCAGCAUUUAUGUAGCCGGUAACAGAAAUCAAAGAUUUAGAAGCAGUAACCAAACAUCAGGCUUCUUAUAACAUUCCGUCAUCCAUUUUUCGCCUAUAUUUGUAUUUAUACUACUUAUAGUACCGUUUCAGCAGUUUAUUCAUUUACUUUUACCGUAUCUCUUCAAUGUUUACAGCAGUAUGACUUUUGUUUGUGUUCGAGACGAUUUCUUCAAGUAUUAUUGUCCUAUGCACAAACCUUUAUAAGUUUCUUCGGUGCUAAAACAGCUUAAAACUUCAAUUACCAUUCAGAAAAAAAAUACGUCUUUCGUUGCCGAAAUUGUGAAAUCGCUGCCUUUUUGUUUUGUGCCUUGCAGUGCUUUUGUGUAUUCUUUUAAAAAUAAAUCUUAACAUCAAAAUCGUGGCCAAAAA